This is a messenger RNA of Saccostrea echinata, 3189 nucleotides long. RefSeq lists its product as uncharacterized. Lineage: Eukaryota; Metazoa; Mollusca; Bivalvia; Ostreida; Ostreidae. Gene Ontology annotation, cellular component: cytoplasm; nucleus; spindle microtubule. Gene Ontology annotation, biological process: negative regulation of apoptotic process; positive regulation of protein ubiquitination; regulation of cell cycle. The transcript is spliced from 9 exons. Gene Ontology annotation, molecular function: cysteine-type endopeptidase inhibitor activity involved in apoptotic process; ubiquitin protein ligase activity. The record is from RefSeq and is a predicted model, not a curated record. The coding region runs from base 1 to 3135 and encodes 1044 amino acids.
AUGAAGCUUGAUGGUAAUUCCAAAGAUGUUUCACUCAUUACUGAUGCUGAAUUCACUGAAGCCAUUGGUAGAGAUACAGAAUCAUAUUUACUUAAGAUAUUAAGCGAUGACAAACAUGACAAACAUACAGAGGAAUUUAUGUCUGUUGGACUUUCGGGAACUAACAAACUGUUGUUACAAAUGAGCAUUUUGGUCUUUGAUUACUCACUAAUCCAUGCAGACAUUGAUAAAUUAUCCUUGCUUGAAAAAGUAAAGCACAGAAAUCUUAAUCCAGAUGAGUUGAUGUACUUCUUAGAAAAGAGCAUGGCAGAAAAAUGCAGUGAUAAAUGCAUGGUAGCUUUUUUGAAUAUGAUGACAGUGACUAUAAACCUGAAGGAAGUGUUAGAAAUUGUCAAAUUUUAUUCUGAAUUUUCAAACCUUUCCAUUAAAAAGAGAACAUUGAAUGCUUUCAUAAAAACAGAUCAGAGCAUGGAUCUUGUAAAAUGUGAUAAAAAGGUGACUUUUAUGCAAUUUAAUGUGAAAGAGGAUUAUGAAAAUUUCCAAAGUUCCAUCUUGGAUAUUUUUGAUGAUGUAAAAAAUGUUGUAUCUAAAAAUUCUACAGAGUCUAAAAAUUUUACUGAGAAGGAGAAAAGGCAAAAAUUUGAUUAUAUGUGUAAGGCUAGGAAAACCGUUACAAAAGAAUCAAAAUCUCAUGAUAUAAAAGCUGGGAAAGUGAAUGCUAAAACAGGUGAUUCAAAAUCUGACAAAAAAGCAAUCAAGAAAGAAAAAUACUCUGAAGCAAUAAGUAUACGUAAAUCUAAAAUAGAUUUAUCUAAGGAAGCAAAUUGGCCAAUGAAAUCAAUACACAAAGUACCUAGAUCUGCAGUUCCACCUUUGCAUAGACCACCUCUAUUUUCUAUACUUGAAAGCAAGAGCUCAAUAAGAGAUGAGCUUGGAAUACAAUUCACAAAUGAUGAGGUUAUGUUACCAUUUCUUACUGUAGCUUUAAAUGAAGUUAUACACAAGAAGCAUCAUCUUCGAGUGAAGCUGCUGGCAAACUCCAAACCACUUCCAAGACAUGUUACUAUGCCAGAGGAUAUAGUAACAUUUGAACCUUUGUCCAUGUUUAGAUAUUUCGGAAUAUCCACAACAAUUAUGGCAUAUCCUUUCAUUCAUGAAGUGAAUGGAAUAAUGGAAAACCACUUCAAUCGUCUGGCUUCCUUUAAGGACUGGCCAUUGAGUGCACCAGUGUCUGCAUUACGUUUAGUGGACUCCGGCUUUUACUUCGAUGUUCAGAAAUCUUCUGUAGCAUGUUAUGCCUGUAAACUUCAUAUUGAAACUACAGAAAUAAGUUCUGUCCUUGGAGGUGAUACUGUUCUGAACAUGCAUCUAAGAUUGUCAGAAAAUUGUUCUCAUGCUCUCCAACAGAAGAGAGACAAGGAAGGUGUAGGAAGUUAUGCUUUACCAUUUCUUAAAUCAAAGAGUGAAAUGAACACUGGUAUCUUCAGUUCAAAUUUCCAUAGUGCCAUACAGCAGGAGAAUACCAAUCCGCUGCCUGAAUUGAAAGAUUUGGGAAUAAGUGAGAAAAAUAGUUCAAAUACUGGCAAUAUCUUUCACCCAUACAAUGAAGGGUCUAGUGAAAAUAUCAAUGUGCAACAGGAAAACAAAAUAUCUAACAUAACACGAGAUUUCUUCAUCAAUAAAAAUGAAGAAACUUACCUUAAAUAUGACAGUGGAUACAACUCUCAGAAAAAUCCUUCUUAUCUAACAGAAAAUGUGUCAGAUUCAAAAGGACUUCCAAUUCAGACCGAGAGCACAGACUCCUUAAGCUACAUGACCAUGCUCGGUGAACCCAACCUUCAACCUCAUUCACUGUUCGGAGAAGAAAUCAGCAGUGCCACUGCAGGGUUAGAGGAAAUGGAAAGUUCCCCAUCUCCAGGGAUAUCCAUCCAUGAACCAAGUAAAAUAAAGAAUUCUUCUUCAACUGCAUCAUUUUUUGAUGCCACAGCUGCAGAAGAAGAACAGUCUUACUCUAUAAGGCAUCCAGAUUACAAAACAGUGGAGUCCAGACUAAAAACAUUCGUGUUUUGGCCCUUCAAUGAUAAACAGAGCAAGGUCAUCUUGGUGCAGUGUGGGUUCUUCUUUACUGGACAGCAGGACAUUGUCAGGUGCUUUGCCUGUGAUAUUGGUCUGGCUGAAUGGGACGAAACUGAUGACCCUUGGUCAGAACACGCAAGACAUUCGCCACACUGUAAAUAUCUCAAAAAAAUGAAAGGACAGGACUUCAUUAACCGUGUACAACAAGAAUGGAGAAAAAUAUAUAAUCCUAAAACUCCUCAGAUGCAAGAUUUUAACAGACGACUAGAAUCCUUCAAAACAGACCAAUGGCCGUCUUCCAUAACCCAGACUCCCAAACAAAUAGCUGAGGCUGGAUUUUACUUCACAGGUGAGGAGGAUGCAGUCCGAUGUCAUUAUUGUGAUGGAGGAUUACGAGAGUGGGAACCAGGUGAUGACCCUUGGACAGAGCAUGCCAGAUGGUUUCCAUUCUGUAAGUUUGUUAUGAAGAUCAAAGGCAUACAGUUCAUUGAUGAAAUUCAACAGAAAUAUGAGAUGGGAGCAGGUAAUUUGGAUUCCUUGCCUCAGUCAGGAUCUAACACUACGGGUCCUGGAAAGCCCAGUGAAGAGGAUAACAACCCUCUUUAUUCACCAGCUGCCAAGAGUCUCAUCAGCAUGGGUUAUUCUAGGGUCAAAGUUCAGCAUGUCAUUGAUAAAUUUGUAGCAGAAAAAGGACACAAUGAAUUCACUACCAGUAAUCUUUUGGAAAUUUUAUUGGAAAUGGAGGAUAAAGGGGAAACAUUUCCUCCUGAACCAAAAGUCCAAACACAAUCAAAGCCCUCCUCUCAAGGCCCAGGCAGCUUUGUUCCAUUUACAGAAACAUCAGAAAGUGAACAAGAAUUAGACCCAGAAAUAAUUGAAGAGGAAAACCAGAGAUUGAAGAAACAAUUACUAUGUGUUAAGUGCGAGAAGUCGGAAAGGGUCAUUGUGUUCACCCCCUGCGGCCAUAGGCUAGUAUGUAAACCCUGCUCUGAACCAAUGAAAAGGUGCAUCAAAUGCAAGAAAAAGAUACAAAAGAAAGUCAAAACCUUUUUAUGCUAACCAAAAUUUAGGUAAUUCCAUAGAAAUAUCACUUAUAUACUAAUACAUGUAUUG